AUGAUCACAAUUGUUGAAUACAUAACCUGCCGAUCAAUUUGUGUUACUCCUUCGAUAGAUGUUCAUACUGGAAAUCAGAACCAGGAAAACGAUGAUCAAAAUCCCGGGAAGGAUUUAGGUAAUGUCAAUGAUCCCAAGAAUCCGGUGAAUCAAGUUGUAAAGAAAAUAAGAAGAUGAAAACUACAUGUUCCUCAUGAAGAUACAGAGUUUAAUAUUGAUUUCAGUGAAGGACAACCACAUGUUACUCAUGAUUAUGUUUCUCCUGGUGGCACCUUGUAUUGGACUCUGAUUGUUUUAGACGACAUCAAACCAAAAGUUUUAUCAAAAUUUAAUUCAUAUGGUGAAGCAGAAACAAUGUAUAGAAAAUAUGCAUUAGAAUCUGGUUUUGAUGUCAGACUUGGAAGAGUCCAAAAAAUGAAAAAUGGGAUUAUUACAAAUAGACAUCUUGUGUGCAAUCGGGAAGGUAAUCCGAAUACUAGUAAACUAAAUACUCUAGAUAUUCAACAUAAAAAGACUCAAAGAAGGAAAGAUUUAUUUAGGAGGAAUUGUAAAGCGAAAGUUGUUUUAGAAAUAAUUCUCGGUACUCUUACAUAUGUUGUUGGUCCUUCCGUUCGAGGUGGAUUGGUUACUGAUUUCAAGAAUGCUAGGAGGAAUCUUAAUUGUUACAUAGGUGGGAGGGACGCGAAAUUCCUUGUUGACAAGAUGAAUGACAGGAAGAAAAAUGUCCCAUCAUUUACUUUUGAGUAUAAAGUGUCGAACAAGAGAUUGAAUUCUUUAUUCUGGGCUGACGAAACAGCAAAGUAUAAUUACAAUUCAUUCGGAGACGUUGUAUCACUCGAUGCCACAUUCAGCAUGAAUAAGUAUGAUAUGGUUUUUGUUUCGUUUAUUGGCAUCGAUAAUCACAAAAAAUGUGUAACAUUUGGUGCUGGUCUUUUAAGUAAAGAAGAUGGAGUUUCUUAUGAAUGGUUGCUUAGAGCUUUUUUUAAAGCUUUUAGAAAACAACCUCAAUUGGUUUUAUCUGAUCAAGAUCCAACUUUGAAAAAAGCUAUAGAUAAUGUUUUCCCAUUGGCACAUCAUAGGUUAUGUAUGUAG
Messenger RNA from Lactuca saligna, 1092 nucleotides. The record is from the annotation of a GenBank genome assembly. NCBI's taxonomy places the organism in Eukaryota, Viridiplantae, Streptophyta, Magnoliopsida, Asterales, Asteraceae.